Messenger RNA from Stegostoma tigrinum, 2320 nucleotides. RefSeq names its product rhotekin a (gene rtkna). Gene Ontology annotation, biological process: actomyosin contractile ring assembly; septin ring organization; signal transduction. Gene Ontology annotation, cellular component: actomyosin contractile ring. Bases 318 to 2006 code for a protein of 562 amino acids. The transcript has 12 exons. NCBI's taxonomy places the organism in Eukaryota, Metazoa, Chordata, Chondrichthyes, Orectolobiformes, Stegostomatidae. The record is from RefSeq and is a predicted model, not a curated record.
AUAGUUAUUGACAUGCAGUACCAGUGUUCCUUGGCACUUUACAGAACUGAUCAGAGAGAAGACAGCAUGUUCAAGGAGAGGAAAGUGAGGAUGCUAAAGAGGUGGUAAUUUGCAUGAAUGGAAUCUGAAGUGGGCAGUACGUGAACUUUACAUUCUUGGUGAACGUAAACAUCAGUGCAUUUAGGAGAGUGCCUGCGCUGAAUGGAGCCUGUUGUGUGUGUAAUGUGCAUACGCGAGCCAAAGGCCUCUGGCAAGGAGCAGUGAGGGGCUGAGACUGAGAAGCAGCAUUCAGACAGCUGGCUUCCUGUGAGCCUGGAAUGUGGAAUUGGCAAGCAAUGAAUGACACUGAUUUCCAAAAGAAGAUUGACUAUGAAAUCCGAAUGCGAGAUGGGACAUGCAAAUUGUUGGCUGCCUGUACACAGAGAGAGCAAGCACUGGAGGCAUCAAAGAGCCUACUGACCUGCAACACCCGCAUAAUGGCCUACAUGUCAGAGCUGCAGAGAAUGAAGGAAGCUCAGGUCAGACAGCGAAGGGUCAGACGAUCAUCAGAUGCAGGUUUGCUUAAAGAUCGAUUACCAUGCAAGGGCAAAGUUGCCAUAUCUGAUCUUCGUAUUCCCCUAAUGUGGAAAGAUACUGACUACUUCAAAAACAAAGGAGAUUUCCAUCGAUAUGCUGUGUUUGCAUUAAUAAAGAUAGGCUGUGAAAUCUAUGACACGGAGAUGGUGAUGGUUGAUCGCACCAUGACAGAUAUUUCUUUUGAAAGUUCCUUUGUGUUCUCCAGUGUUGGGCCUGACUUUGAGAUGAAGUUGGAGAUUUACAGCUGUUGUGUAGAAGAGGAUUUCUCGAUGGCCAGUGCACCAAAGAAGCUUGCCAGCAAGCUCAGCACUUCCCUUGGACGCUCAACAGGGAGGAAGAUUCGAGCCAGCCUUGACAGCACUGGAGAAAGUGUAAUGGCCAAUGGUGGGAGCAGCCCCGUCAUUCUGCCAGCGACAGCUGUGGAGGGCCCUAAAUAUCAUCUGUUGGCUCAAAGCAGCCUCUCUCUCGCAGCAAUCCACAAUAAUGUCUGUACACAGAGCCUCAAUAGGCUGGGAAAUGAGUGUUGCUCCUUUUGGUUGCCUCUCUAUGGCAGUUUGUGUUGUCAACUUGCUGCCCAGCCUCUCUGUAUGACCCAGCAAAUGAUGUCCAGCUUUUUGAACCUGCAGCAGAUGGUGGGUGAACGGUGCAACUGGACCAGGAUGUACUGUGUGUUACAGGGAACAAACCUGUUCUGUUACUACUCUCCAGAGGAAGUAGAGGCCAAAAUGGAUGCUGCAUUUACCAUUGCUGUAAACAAGGAGACACGAAUCCGAGCAACAGAUAAAGACUCGAAGAGAAAAUGUCACAGCAUCUCAAUAACCAAUUGCUAUGCAGCUGAGGAGGUGACACACACUCUGGUGUCAGAGUCUCAGGAGGAGAUGUGCCAGUGGAUGGAGGCUUUCUGGCAACACUUCUGUAACUUGAGUGCUUGGAAACAAUGCUGCGAUGAAUUGAUGAAAAUUGAUGUCGUCCCUCCACGGAAACCACCAGUAACAAUGUCUAAGCAAGGAGUCUCGUUAUACCAUGAGAUGGCUAUUGACUCUCCAGAAGACAGUGACUUAGUCACAGACACGUUCGUUGGAGGACAUGGCUUACAUCCCUGGUCUGUGCUUUUCGAAAACACUGAGAAAACAGUUUGGAGAAAUAUUAUCCCCAUGCCGAAUAACAGCGCUAUUCCAGCUUCUUUCACACGUCAGUUACAAAGUUGUCCCUUGAUUGAUAGUGGUGCUGGCAAGUCCCAGAAUUUACAGGAUUUCUCUGCAGAAACUUUCCUUCCCCGCUCACGAACACUUUCUUUGGAUUCCAAGCUCAUGAGUUUGAUGUAUCAAGCAGAGUGUAAACAAUAUGGCAUGCAACUCUACAUGAGCUCAACUGAGAACAGCACUUCUGAGUUCGCCAUAAAACCCUUCUCUCACCCUGCUACUGACUGACCAAUUCAUGCCGGACUGGAGCCAAGGAGCUGGUCCCAGACACAGGGUAUACUAGAAUGAUGGAUACUGAGUGAAAUCAGCAACUUACAAUACAACAAACAUUGAGAUCAUGGAAACAAGCUCCAAGGAGCAUCAGGCUUGAUAGGGUGAUUUGUGUUGAGCGAGGAAUGUGGAGAGUUAGCACUCUGUGUGAAGGGUGUGUGUGUGUCUGCCAACUCUGUUUCUGCCUGGGGCUAAUAUAUUUGUGUGUGGAGUGUCUAUGUCUCUAAGUCAGAUGUGCCUAGAUCUGCUGACUCAGGACAACAAAAUGUGAG